Molecule: messenger RNA, 3810 nt
Organism: Oryzias latipes (Japanese medaka)
Lineage: Eukaryota; Metazoa; Chordata; Actinopteri; Beloniformes; Adrianichthyidae
Gene: nbn
Product: nibrin
Biological process (GO): telomere maintenance; double-strand break repair via homologous recombination; mitotic G2 DNA damage checkpoint signaling
Cellular component (GO): nucleus; Mre11 complex
Molecular function (GO): protein binding; damaged DNA binding
Source: RefSeq, a predicted model, not a curated record
AUACUGGCGUGCUGUGUAGAAGGCGCGCGUGGGUGACCCGCUGUUUACAUUUCUCGAAGUUAUAGCUUUUCUACUGACUCUUUUUGUAUCAAUAAAUGAAAAUAUACCAGAAACUUCAAAAAUGUGGAUAUUGAGCCCCCUGGAGAAUGGAGGUGAAACCCACUAUAUUUUCUGUGGUAAAGAAUAUGUGGUGGGCCGCAAGAACUGUGCCAUCCUUCUUCCGAGUGACCAGUCCAUCAGCAGAGCUCAUGCUAACCUAACUGCAACUGACCAGACUCUCACUCUAAAAGACUCUUCCAAGUACGGCACGUUUGUCAGGAACCAGCGUGUGACAUCACCCGUGAACCUAACGCCGGGGGACGAAGUAACAUUUGGGGUUUUUCAUAGCAAAUUCAGAGUGAUCCAUCAGAAACUUGUGGUUUGUUCAUCAUGCUUGGACAAUGACGGGAAGGCAUCUCUAACUGAGGCGCUCUUGGCUUUGGGUGGGAAGCUGGUGAACUCGUGGAGUCUGGACUGCACCCACCUGGCCAUGCCCACUGUUAAAGUGACCAUUAAGACCAUCUCAGCUUUACUGUGUUGUUGUCCCAUCGUGAAGCCAGAGUUCUUCUCAGAGCUCAACAGUGCUGUCCAGCAAAAACGUCCGCCUCCUAAACCUGAGAGCUUCAAUCCUGAAAUCGACGAGCCCGUCUUGAGCGACGAGAAUGUUAAUCUUGGGGCGGUUUCAGCUCGUAAACAACUGUUCCGUGGAAAGACCUUCAUUUUCCUUAAUGCCAAACAGCUGAAGCGUCUAAGUGGAGCGGUGAGGUUUGGCGGUGGAAGCAGCCAGCUGCUGGAGGAGGGCGCGCUGCCCUGCAACCUGCUGCAGUCUCCAAACACCUGUGUGGUUGACAUUCUAACAGCCAGCUCCCAAAUUCUACUUCCAGCUUCCAUCACAGAGUGGGCAAACUCUGUAAAGAAUCUCCUUGCAAGGAAAGGCCUUAGAGUCAUCCCAGAAUCAGAAAUUGGUUUGGCUGCUAUCUAUGCUUCCUGUGAUCAGUACUGCAAUCCAUCCUGUCCAAUACUAGACUUGGAUUCAGCACCAAAAGUGACUCCCAGAAUCCCGAGCGCUUCGCUGUCGCAGAACAUAGCUGUGGAUGAGACCGUGCUCCCUGCAGCGUCGCAGAACAUUACAGCUUACGCUGUCAACACAGAACCCUCACAAAGGAAGGAGGUUUGUGAAAUGACAGGAGUGGGAGUGGCAGUGGAAGAAACUCAGGAGAAAAUCGAAUUCCAGAACAGCAGGCGGUUCUCUGGGUCCAAGCUUUCAGCUCACACAAAAACCCCUCAGUUUGUUGUUCCUGAAACGAUACCCUCGACUUUCAACAACACUGACUCUUUAAAGAAGACUCUGCAGUCCAGAGCAACAGAAGAAGGCCAUGCAGAUGUUAGACCUCCGCCAUCUGCAUCCAGGACCAGUGCUCAAUCCGUCCUCCAUAAACAAUCCCCCAGGAAACCAAAAACCUCUCCACAGACGUCUCCACAGAAACAGAUGACGCUGACCAACUUCUUUCAGUCCGUCAACAAAAAAAGACCUCUGGAGGACGAGCCCUCAGCUGUCACGCCAGAGCCAAAGCGGGCUGCAACGGAAACAUCCAUCGCCACGCAGGCCCAGAACUCCUCACCUCCAUUCACAGUCCCCAAAGCUCAGUCCCAGACUCCAGCUUUGCUGGACGUUCGCUCAGAGGCUUCUUCAGAGAAACCACAGAGCAGAAAGAGGAAGGAGAUGGAGAUAGAGCUGGAAGAGCUGGAGUCCAUUAUGUCUGAGGACAUGGACUUGUUCGAUGGUCAGAUUUCAACCAGUCGAGGCCAGCAAGAGGAGCCAAAUGUGCCCAAAGCCAGAAUUUCACCAAAAGAGAAGCAUGAUCUGCAGGCUGUGGAUCCUUCAAGCAAGCGCCAGCGGAUCCACCACCAACAAAACAAGAUGAACACACCACAGCUGCAGGGGGGUCUGGAAAAAGACCAUCAUUUGCAAAACAAGUACAGUGAACACAAUACUGUUUCUAAAACGUCAAAGAUGCUGACAGGAGGUCAGGAUUUGAAAAAACCUCCUGAAGCAUCUCCAUCCAGCACGACAGAAGAAAUGAAGCAUUUUGAAGAGGAUGAAGGAUCAUUCAUUGAGGAUGCUGAAUUACUGGAAAUCAAUGUUUGUCAAGAGAAAAAGGAGACCCCAGCUGAAAAACCCGUCCCCAUUAAGCAGGAGGCUCAAGAAUCUAAGAUCGAUGAGGAUCUUCCUAAGAAGCUGAUUUUGGUGGAGUUCAGAUCUCUGACAGUCUCAGCUCCCCCGAAAACCCAACCCAAACUGAUGCAGCAGAACGGCCAUGCCAAGAACUUCAAAUGUUUCCGAAAGAGGCAGGCUCCAGGUGUUGGCAGCAUCCCCAUCAUCGGAGGAUCCGAUUUGUUGGUUCAUAACCGGGGCAAGAACACUGAUCUGGAUGAAUGGCUGAGGGAUGCAGUGGAGGAGGAGCGUCAGAGCCGACGGGAUGAAUCGAUGGGAGAUGACUUGUUCAGGUACAACCCUACCAAGCUGAGCAGGCGAAGAUGACGGCCUUCGUCUUUCGUCUUAAAAGGCUUUCGGACCAACUAAAUGUCACUGAGAGGGGGACUAACACAGCGUGAGAGGCCUUUAAAGAAUAUGUCAUUUCUGUUGCUUAACAUUUUUUUUUUUUUUUUUAAGAUUUAAAAAAUGUUUUUUAGUCUGAAAUGAUGUCACUGACAGCUUGCGAUGUAACAAAACAAUCCCACGUUUAGAUAUUUUUUUUGCUUAAGUCUUUAUUAUUUAUCGUUAAUAAAAAAUAGACCAUACAAAAACAGUAAAAACUUCCAGCUCCUCAUGGUGAAAGCAGCACUUUUUUCCUCUUGGAGACUCACAGUAUGUUCCCUGGUUUCAGCAGAACUACAGAUUUGAGAGGGAUUCAAGUUUUUUGUUUUUGUUUUUUCUCUUCUCUUAAGUGACUGCCGGUGAGCCAACUUUCAGGCACUUUUCCACAUCUGAAACAGUUCACAUUACUAGUUGCCACUUUUCUAGCAGCGUUUUGAAGGCCGUUCCAUUGUAUUCACAUGUUUAGGAGUUAGCAUUCAGAAAGAUUUGUGCAGUAAGCAAAGGUGGCUUUAUUCUAAUGGGCUGCAGAGUGAUCGCUGUUUUCAAAUUUAACAUUAAACCAGAUCAAUAUUCAACUAACAGUCAAAUAAAAUGUAUUUUUAUCAAAGCAAUAUUCCACAGGUAUUUCUUGCAUUUCUACUAUAAGGUAUAGCAAAGACUGCAACAAAAAAAGUCAUCCUGAUAAAUUUGACCAGCCUAAGUUCCCUUGUAGUACUUUGACAUCCUCUGCUCAUAGCAGCUGUGUUAGGCUUAUGCCUACAUGCAUUUGAUAUUUAUAUCCAAACAAUAUUCAGUACAGAGUGGGAAGAGCAAGUCAAAUUAUGCUUAAUCCAUAAUAAUCUAUAAGUUAAAUUAAAGUUGACAAAACUCAAAACAAUACAGUUCUCAAAUGUUUGGUUAGUGGAAAUACUAAUAAGACCGCACAGCAUUUUUUUUUUAAAUAGUGCAGUAUCCAAAGCACAGACAUUUGGCAGAAAAACUGUCCCGUCACAGUAAACAAAGCAUAAGAUGUGUGUGAUGUGUGCAUCCUUCACAUGUAUGGCAAAUAUACUGUUCAAAUCCCUGCUUAAGAACUUCAGGAAGAAGAGGAGGAAAAAUGGAAAAUGAAGUCACCUGUGAAUGUUUGGCUUGACUGUAUCCUGAAGAAAAAUAAAGUUGUAUCCCUAUAAUAA